Molecule: messenger RNA, 11592 nt
Organism: Mirounga angustirostris (Northern elephant seal)
Lineage: Eukaryota; Metazoa; Chordata; Mammalia; Carnivora; Phocidae
Gene: ARHGAP24
Product: Rho GTPase activating protein 24
Exons: 10
Coding region: 214-2466 (750 amino acids)
Biological process (GO): signal transduction; negative regulation of Rac protein signal transduction; activation of GTPase activity
Cellular component (GO): focal adhesion
Molecular function (GO): GTPase activator activity
Source: RefSeq, a predicted model, not a curated record
CUUCGGCCGCUGAGCAUUUCCUCCCGAAACCACAGCUGCGGAGCCACCAAGUGCAUGGGGCGCAACACUUCCCCUUGUUGUGGGAAGUAGAGUAGCCGUCCCUCCCCCCCUUUUCUUUUCCUUCGGCUUGUCCUGGGAGCCUUUCCCUUUGGAGCAGCCGCCGUCCCGCGUCUGUCGUGUGCUCCGAGCAGGGUAGGAAAGUUCAUCAGCUUGAUGAUGGAGGAGAACAAUGACUCCACCGAGAGCCCCCAACAAGGCCAAGGGCGGAACAAUGCCAUGAAGUGCGGGUGGCUGAGGAAGCAAGGAGGCUUUGUCAAGACUUGGCAUACUCGCUGGUUUGUGCUCAAGGGAGAUCAGCUCUAUUAUUUCAAAGAUGAAGAUGAAACGAAGCCCUUGGGUACCAUCUUUCUGCCUGGAAAUAAAGUCCUUGAGCAUCCCUGCAAUGAAGAGAGCCCAGGAAAAUUCCUUUUUGAAGUAGUUCCAGGAGGCGAUCGAGAUCGGAUGACAGCAAACCAUGAGAGCUACCUCCUUAUGGCGAGCACCCAGAAUGAUAUGGAAGACUGGGUUAAGUCCAUCCGCCGAGUCAUAUGGGGACCUUUUGGAGGAGGCAUUUUUGGACAGAAACUGGAAGACACUGUCCGUUAUGAGAAGAGAUAUGGGAACCGUCUGGCUCCAAUGCUGGUUGAGCAGUGUGUGGACUUUAUCCGACAAAGGGGGCUGAAAGAAGAGGGUCUCUUCCGGCUGCCAGGCCAGGCUAACCUCGUCAAGGAGCUCCAGGAUGCCUUUGACUGUGGAGAGAAGCCAUCAUUUGACAGCAACACGGACGUACACACAGUGGCGUCACUUCUUAAACUCUAUCUCCGAGAACUUCCAGAACCAGUCAUUCCUUAUGCAAAGUAUGAAGGUUUUUUGUCCUGUGCCAAACUGCUCAGCAAGGAAGAAGAAGCUGGUGUUAAGGAAUUAGCAAAGCAGGUGAAGAGUUUGCCAGUGGUCAAUUACAACCUCCUGAAGUAUAUUUGCAGGUUCUUGGAUGAAGUACAAUCCUAUUCUGGAGUUAACAAAAUGAGUGUGCAGAACUUGGCCACUGUCUUUGGCCCUAAUAUCCUGCGCCCCAAAGUGGAAGAUCCUUUGACCAUCAUGGAGGGCACUGUGGUGGUCCAGCAGUUGAUGUCAGUGAUGAUUGGCAAACAUGAUCGCCUCUUCCCCAAAGAUGCAGAACUGCAAAGCAAACCCCAAGAUGGAGUGAGCAACAACAACAAUGAAAUUCCAAAGAAAGCCACCAUGGGUCAGCUACAGAACAAGGAGAACAAUAAUACCAAGGACAGUCCUGGUAGGCGGUGCUCUUGGGACAAGUCCGAGUCUCCCCAGAGAAGCGGCAUGGAUAAUGGAUCCCCCACAGCUCUACCAGGUAGUAAAACCAACAGCCCAAGGAACAGCGUUCACAAGCUGGAUGUGUCUAGGAGCCCCCCUCUCAUGGUCAAAAAGAAUCCUGCCUUCAAUAAGGGCAGUGGGAUAGUCACUAAUGGGUCCUUCAGCAGCAGUAAUGCAGAAGGUCUGGAGAAAACCCAAACCACUCCCAAUGGGAGCUUACAGGCCAGAAGGACCUCUUCCCUGAAGGGGUCUGGUACCAAAAUGGGCACCCACAGUGUACAGAACGGAACGGUGCGAAUGGGCAUUUUGAACCCCGACGCUCUUGGGAGCCCCAUGAACGGUCGUAGCAUGAGCUGGCUGCCCAAUGGCUAUGUGACCCUGAGGGAUAACAAGCAGAAAGAGCAAGCCGGAGAGUCAGGCCAGCACAACAGGCUCUCCACCUAUGACAACGUCCAUCAACAGUUCUCCAUGAUGAACCUUGAUGACAAGCAGAGCGUCGACAGCGCCACCUGGUCCACUUCCUCUUGUGAAAUCUCCCUCCCCGAGAAUUCCAACUCCUGUCGCUCCUCCACCACCACCUGCCCAGAGCAAGACUUUUACGGGGCUAAUUUUGAGGACCCUGUUUUGGAUGGGCCCCCGCAGGACGACCUCUCCCACCCUGGGGACUAUGAAAACAAGAGUGACCGGAGGAGUGUGGGAGGUCGAAGUAGUCGUGCCACCAGCAGCAGCGACAACAGUGAGACAUUUGUGGGCAACAACACCAGCAACCACAGUGCACUGCACAGUUUAGUGUCCAGCCUGAAACAGGAGAUGACCAAACAGAAGAUAGAGUAUGAGUCCAGGAUAAAGAGCUUAGAACAGCGAAACUUGACUUUGGAAACAGAAAUGAUGAGCCUCCACGAUGAACUGGAUCAAGAAAGGAAAAAGUUCACAAUGAUAGAAAUCAAAAUGCGAAACGCCGAGCGAGCAAAAGAAGAUGCCGAGAAAAGAAAUGACAUGCUUCAGAAAGAAAUGGAGCAGUUUUUUUCCACGUUUGGGGAGCUGACAGUGGAACCCAGGAGAACCGAGAGAGGAAACACAAUAUGGAUCCAGUGAGCCUGCUUGCUCCCGCUGUCUCCGAUGGAUCUGGGAAGGGCUCUGGGGUUCUGGUGGGAACAUUAUCUGGGAUCAGGUGCUGGUCCCCUGCUGUACAGUGCUCUAACUGGUGAAGGAAUAUCAUUUACAGACAUUACCCAUCCAUAUCUGCAAUGUGUACCAAAGUUAUAUCAUGCCCCCUAAUGCUACUGUCAAGUGUUACAACUGGAUAUGUGUAUAGAGAGUAGUUUUUAAAAAGUAAACUAAAAAUGAGAAGCAUAUCUCAAGAAUUAUUUUAUUGCAAGUCUUGUAUUUAAAAUGUUAAAUCAAUACAUUGUUGCAAUUUAGCUUGCUUUCAAGCUUCACCCCUUGCACUUAACAUAAGCUAUUUUUGGCAUUGUGUUAUCAUCAGCUUAUUUUAUAGAUCGAUAUUUUUAUUUCCCCUUUUGCUGAGGAAAUGAAGAUAAGCAGAUAUAUAAAUAUAUAUAAAUACGUAUCAGAUGAGUUAUUAAAAUCAAAAGAGUACUUUGUGGCUGUGCUGUUUGUGUUAACAGACCUCGCCAUGACCAAAAAGAGAAAUGUAAACGGUUUUAUAAAAUACAGUAGAAUCACCAGGAACCUUUGAUUUGCUCUUUAAAUUCUUCCGUCGCCACUGCUCAGUUUUUCUUUGUGAGGUGACUUGACACAGAGAAUUUUGGAUUUUGUAAAAAAAGGCCCCUUCUCAAGGCCUGUUGUCUGCCUGGCCAGUCCCACAGAUGCAUGUCUCCUGUGCAGAAUGCACUUAAGAGAGGGAAAUUGUACAAGCAUUUAAGGAGUCACGCCAUGAAUUACUCUGGCCUUCUGAACUGAGUCUCUGCAAUGGCUAGAUGGCUUGGAGAACCGUUCUUCCCGCUCUCUGGAGGUUGAGAAGCAACGCUCGCUACACUACGCCACAGGAACACCUCUGUCCUCUCAGACCUUUUCUCCAUCCCCCAGCAAACACACCUUGCAAUGCAGGCAGUGAGAUGGCGUGCCCGUGACCCUCUCGGUUAAACUGCUGGCCUGUGUGCUACAUAGUGACAUGUUUCUCUCACUCAGGCCUACUAUUCUGUUGUCACCUGGGAUUCUGUCCCCAGGACUGCUGGCAAAGGCAGGGGAUGGAGUGGAUAGCCCAGAAGGAGAAGGAGACAAGUUUGGGAGAAAAACCAACCAUUUGGCCUCUAAUUUUUACAAUAUUGUUCCUCCCAGUUGAAAACGUAUUUGUUCACAAUAAUUUUAAGACGUGAAUGCUUCAAGGUCCAAUUUUGACAAGUUUAUGCACAUGAGUGAUGGUGACCGUCUAGAGGAGCCCAAGGCUCUCUGGAGCUAGAGUUUGGGGAGAACAACUCUUCAUACUCCAAUAAGGCAAUGAUUUUAAGAAGCCAGGCAAGUAAAUAUUUCUCACACUAGAACAAAAAUUCACAAAAGGCAUAACUGGAAAUAAAGACUGCUUGAGUUUAUAGGAUUGUGUUGUUAGAAGGUUCUAUGUCUGUGUUUACUUACUUAUUUUCAAAGGGGAAAACAGUCUUUAGAGCAUCCAACCUUGUCACCAUUCACUUUUGUGUAUAUCCUUCCACCAAGCAAACUUUUGUGGUCCCUGGGUUUUAACCACUAUCUAUAACAAUGAUAUCUUCUUCACCUUUGGUUUCCUGUUCUCCCUCUCUUUCCGAUUCUUUAACCAGAUACUUCCACCUGGAUAUCAUAUAGAAAAGUUAAACUCAAAAUGUACGAUGUUGAUCUCAAUGGGUCUCUCUAUAUACAUUUCCAUUUCUUCCCAGUCCCUGUCCUAGCGAAUGAAAACAUUGGACAUCCAAGGAGUUGAAGGAUGCAUGUAUCCUUCAUCAAAAGCCAUGCAGUUACCCUGCCUGCAUUUAGAUUUUCCACAAAUCACUAACUGUGACUGAGACUUCUAGGCAUCACUUUUUUCGCUGUAGACUGGGAAUAACAAAGAUACUCCCCUCAUGGACUUGUUACAUGGUUUCAAUAAGGUAGAUGAUGUGAAAGCUGAGCACAGCAUGUAGUGGACAGAAAGGAUACCCUGAAUGUUCAUUCUCAUUUUUCUCUCCACUCUUCUUCACUCUUGAAUUCACUCACCAAGUACCAUCCAGUCCACUCAUCCCUGCCUUUUGAGUCUACUCUCUUUGAUCAGUUCCUCCUCAUCUUUGAUGAAAGCAUCUCUCCUUUUGCAGGGUGCCCCUUCUAGACCACCCAUCUGACCAUAUCAUGGCCUUGCUACCUAGUAUCAUGUGAAGACUCUCACCUGCCCACAGGAUAUGCCCUUCACAUGGUGUAGAAGACUGUGACCUGCAGUUUUAUUUGUAUCUCCUACCACUUUCCCCACCCCUACCAUACCAUUUCGUGCCUCUGGAAAUUUCCACCUUCUAUUGUCAUGUCCAUCUUCACUACCUUCCUUCUACCUGGCACAGUCCUACCCUUUUUUUUUUUUAAAGAGCCAAAUCAAAUGUCAGUUCCCCUAUAAAGUUUCUAGGAUCUCAACUCAGAAUUAAUUACCUCGUGCUCCCAUUUUGUGUAUAUAUCUUUUAGUCUUUUCCACAUCUGAUUAUUUUCUUCACCAAUAAGAAACAUUUUAGGAAGCAGCAUGGUAGAAUGGAAAUAGCAGGAAACAGAGAGCCAAACAGACCUACACAUGCACCUUGACAUGCCUUAGGCAAAGAUGCACAGCAAUGAAUGACAAGUCAUUUAACUUUUCUGAGCCUCAGUUUUUUCAUCUGUAAAGUGGAGGCAAUAAAUCCUACCAAAUAGGGACAUUGUAAUAUUUAAAAGUGAUAUGUAAUGUGACUAUCCCAGUGACUGCCAGUUAGCUCUCUUGAUAGCUCUAUUAAUAAAUGGAGCUUCCUAACCUAAGAGAGUAGAAUUGUAUUUUACUGAUCUUAAAUCCCUCCAUCUCCACCCUUUAUUCCAUAGAGUGCCAGCAUGGAGAGUUAGCCAUAAAUCUGAUCUUUGAUUAAUGAGGGAUGCUGCUGCUAAUUUUAAUUAUCAAUCUCAGUGAUGAUGACCUUCGAUUGAUGGAUACCAUGAGUAGCUUUUUCAUCUGGGUUUCCUUUAGUUCUUCCAUUAAUUCAGCUAGAGGCCCAGAAAAUAUCAACUACAAAUUGACAAAAAUAAAAUGGAAAUAAGUAGAUAGUAUCAAGAGUUCAUUUGCUACAUCCUGUAUAGACUUCUUUAAAACUAUUUAGGUAACUAGAAUGAUUCUUAAAUUAUGAGCUCAGGAGAAAGGAUUUGCUUCCAAGUGUUGGGUCUAUAAUGUUGGUUUCACUAGCCAAACCAUAUGGCUAGGUAUCCUCCAGAGAACAUUUAAAAGAGAAUUGUGUAUGACAGUAGGCCAACUGAAGUCUAUGCUUCUUAAAUGUUGUUUCUAUAUGUCAUUUUAUUAUGAAAUGACUAAAAACUUGAAGGGAAAUUUAAAUAAUCUCAUUCCUAUUUAUUUAUUCACAAGCUGAGCCUUAAAUUAAAAAAAAAAAAAUAAGUCAUUUCCAGGCAGGAUAGUUUAAAUCAUUGAUAUAAUUAUCGCCCCUGGGAAAUUCAGGAGAAUUUAAAGACUGUGAUACUGGCCAUAAACCUCAGUGUUCCUUUCAUUGCAGAAUAGCAUCCUGCUUAAAGUAGCAUCACAGAAAAUGAUAUGCAUAAUAUCGGAAUCAGAGACCUGGAUUUCAAAUCUCAGUUCUACCACUUUGUAGCUAUAAGAAUUUAAGAAAAGUUACAUGAUGUUGGUAAGCCUCAAUUUGUUUUUCUGUAAAGUAGGAUAAUACUAGAGUCUCCUCCUUAUUGGGUUUUUUGUUUGUUUGUUUGUUUGUUUGUGUUUGUUUGUUGUUGUUGUUGUUGUUUUGAGAAAUGACUAAGUUAACUGACUCCCACAGUACAUAUUGUAAGUGCUCAAUAAAUGGUAGCUGUCAGCCCUCAAAUUCUUUCUACUGAAAGGGUAUUCCAGCUUCUAGAAAAUAGAGUUCUGGCCUCAAGAAUUUGGCCAGCAUGGUCACCAACAGAGGAUAUAAUUCUGUCCUUGUCCCAGGAGCACUAAUCUUACCUUUGCCCGGAUAAUCCUCCAGAGAUUUGAUGGCAAGGAAGAGAUAACCCAAGGUGUCCUUUCUCCCCGAGAUCAUACAAUUACAUCCAUGAUCUGAGAAUAAUGUCCCAAGAAUCACCCAUAACUGUCUCACAUCAACUCUCUGUGGACACUGAAGAUUAUGUUCAGUUUUAAAGGUAUUGGGUAAAAGACAAUGAAAGUCUAAGAAUAUAACCAGUGAAUGUGCCUAGAUUCACAUCAGCAUCACCAUUAGUGAAUAUUGAUUGAAGGCCUCCACAUGCCCCACCAGCACUAGACUUGGUGCCUGGGGUAUCUAGUGUAUAAAUAACUACCGCAUACGAUGAUGUUCUGUGAAAGUAGUUCGAGGUCACAAAAGUGAGGCUGGGAAAGGCACUGCAGAGCCAUGACUAUGAGUCCUAAAGAAUAAGUAGGAAGUUAUCAGAGAGCUUAGCAGUUUGGGUCAGGGGCUCCCCUAGUCCAUGGAGAAGUAUGUGCUUAAGUGCCUUCAGGGCAGACCCUAGGGGGCCUUUCUAGUGAAAUAAAAGUGACCUAUUGGGGCACCUGGGUGGCUCAGUCGGUUAAUCGGCUGCCUUCGGCUCAGGUCAUGAUCCCGGGGUCCUGGGAUCGAGUCCCACAUUGGGCUCCUUGCUCAGUGGGGAGUCUGCUUCUCCCUCUGCCUGCUGGUCCCCCUGCUUGUGCUCUCUCCCACUCUGAAAAAUAAAUAAAAUCUUUAAAAAAAAUGACCUACUAAAUGUGCACCAUCAGGGUGGUCUUGGGCAUAAUGACUCACUCACACACCACCAGGAGAUCAGAAAACAGCACCCAGGCAGCUUCCACCCUUUUGUUCAAAUAAAGCAGCCCGAGCCAGACACAUUCUGACUUGUUGGAACUCACAAAGCACAGAAUAAGAGUGUGGACUUGUAGCUCCCAAAGGCCUAUUUCAUUAUUCUCUUUAUAGUCUUUUUAAUUGCACAAGUAGAGAAUGAGUUGACUGGCCAGCUUAAAAGCUCCUUGCUGCAAAACAACGUGAAGAACUAACAGCUCCCCAAGCUGUGGAAACCUACCAAACCUACUGUAGAUCUUCGAAUAGAAAGUUUAGCAGAUGUAAGUGUGUUUUUUAAUGCGCCAUUUGUGGCUUGGGUCCAGGACUGAAUAAUAGUCUUAAUUUAUGGACCAUGUGUAGCUGCUACCUUUCGGGCCCCUGGAGAGCUAAAGCACAUGGAGACCAGCCCAUUUAGGGAGGGUUACAUUUCUCAAGUAGAAAGUACUGUAUCGUUUGAAUAAGGAGUUAAAUUGGCCCUCAGCAUACUACCUGUUUUUGUGGACACUAUGCCCCUUCCAUCCCUCACACACAUUCCCUGCCUCCUCAUGAUUCAUUAGAAUCCAUUACAUACCACACCAAAGCAAUCUCUAGAGUUGGGCCAUCUUGCCCUCAUCCUUGAUCACCUAUUGCCAAAAUCAUCCAAAUCACAUGUCAUUUGCCUUCGCUAUUAUGCUUAUCCCCAUAUUGCUCAGCAUAUUCCCUCAUUCGCUUCAAACUCUGAUUCCCUCUCUACUCCUACUAUUCCCUCUCUACUUUCCAUUAUAUGUUCUAGAACCUUCCAGCUGCCAUCAUCCUCCCCUAAAUCUUUUCUGAAAUAUGGUUACUGCUUCUUGCAGCCCUCCCAAGGAUGGCCAUUUUCCCUUCCCACAAUCUGCAUGUCAUUAGCCUGAAGGGGAGGGGUAGGUCUUGCUUUGCUCUUUGAUGCUACUUCCAGAACUUAGAUCCUCCCACUCCCCUAAUAACUCCAUAGAAGUACAUGUCACAUGACCAAUUAUUUUAGCACCUAAUCAACUGGUUUCCCCCCCAAACCACCACUCCUCUGCCAUCCACCAACUUGGCCACUCAGCUCCUUGAGCUGCUCACUUCUGAAAAUCUUGAUCUCCCCCUGCAUGAACAUCAACCACCCAUGCCCACAGUUUUCCUUAUUCCAUACCAUUACCAAUAACUGCACCAUUGCCAAAACUUCCAUUUCAAGCAUUCACUGUCUCAUUAUCACCUAUCCCCUUCUUAGGUCUUUCCUUUAGCACCAUCACUCCAACAAUUUUUAGAAACUCCCAAAGAGGCGACAAGCCAUUGACUUUGCUAAUGGCGAUCAUCCCCUCAGGUUAUUGCUUCCCUCCCUGACCAGCUCAGCUUCAGUGGUUCCUCACCAUAAUUAUUCUUUUCCUUAUUCCCAAAUCCCUACAUAUUCUCUUCCACCACUGUACUCAUCAGGUAAGGAAAAACACCCAGCUCAACUCUCCUAACUCCAAUUCCUUCUAAUUCCUAACCUGCACCUGAGAAACUAAAUAUGGCUAGAGAGCAAAAGGCCACCAUGUUGACUUGUCCCACUUAUAGCUAUAUAAAUAUGGUUCACAUGGCUCUCAUCACUGUCUAGUAACUUAACUUCAUACUUUUCAAGGUCAAUGUCACACUUCUCAAACCUCCAUAAGCUCUUUCCCUUCACAUUCUCAGCUAGUAACAUUACUUAUAUAACCUAACUUACUGAUAACCUGUUUUUAAUGAGAAAACAAUACCAGAAGAGUAUGUCCUUAUGUUCCAUCCUCAUAUCCACCCAACUGUCUACAGGCAAUCUGUACAUAAGACCAUACCUCCUGCUACAAUGACUGUGCCACCUGCUCUAACCAAGCCAAGUGCCCCUCCCAUACAGACGUACACAUCCCUCUGGCCUUUUCAAGCACAUUACUGCUUCAAAUAAAUAUUCUUUCUCUCUUAUAUUAUGAAUUUUGCUCUUUACAUAUUAGUCCUAUCAACAUAAACCCACGCUAUAAUAGCUUUCUUAAAAUUCUCUCAUGUCAUAUUUAUGUCUAAUUUCCACUUUCCAGAAAAAAAUUCUUGAAUUUUCUCUACCUAUUUCUAAUUCCUCACUUCCCAUGUUCUCUUGAACUCACUAGAGUCAUGCUUUCUUGCUCAAUACUGCAGAGAACAUGCUCUAAUAAAGGUCAGCAAUGACCUUCAUAAAAAUCAAGUCCAGUUGUGAGUCUUCAGUCCCCAUCUUCUUCAGCCACUCAGCAGCAUUGUCCCAGGUGCCCAACCCCUCAUUUUUUAAACACCUUUACUUGGCUUCCAGGAUAGCACACUUUCCUGGUUUUUGCCUCACUGGACAUUCCUCAGGAUACUCAAAUGUUUGUUAACUUCUAUAUGUUGGAACAAGAGGGGCCUCCAUCUUUGGACUUCUCUUCUUUAUCUACCCUCAGUCUCUUGGUGAUCUAUAGUCUCAUGGUUAUAAAUAACACUUACGGGGCACCUGGGUGGCUCAGUUGGUUGUCUGCCUUCGGCUCAGGUCAUGAUCCCAGGGUCCUGGGAUCAAGCCCCACAUCGGGCUCCCGGCUCGGAGGGAAGCCUGCUUCUCCCUCUCCCACUCCCCCUGCUUGUGUUCCUGCUCUCACUCUCUCUCUCUCUGUCAGAUAAAUAAAAUUAAAAAAAAAAAAAAUAAGUAACACUUACAAGCUGAUUAUGCACAGAUUUAUGUUUCAGCUCAACUUCUUCCCUUAGUCCAGCCUCGUAGACACUCCUGCUACUUCACUAGGGUAUCUAAUAAAUAUCUCCAACUAACAUUUCCAAAAAAAGUAUGAUUUUCUUCCCAAAUGUGCUCCUAACCCAUUGUUUACCACUUCGGUCAAGCACACCAUUACUUACUUGAUGGUUUAGAUUUUUAAAAAUUCUGGAAUUAUCCCGAUCUCCUUCUUUCAUAUCACAUAUCAAUCCAUCAGCAAAUGUUGUCAACUUUGCCUUCACAAUACAUCUUAGUUUUGUCCUCUAUCCACCCCUUCCCAGCCCCUCCACUCUCUAGUCCAAGCCCCAUGGUAUCUUUCUGUGCUACCGUUAUAUCUUACAAGAGCCUCUUUGUCCCCAUUCUUAUCUUUCUUCUCAACCUCCUCUCUCUACUCAGCAGCCAGAGAGAUCCUUUUAAAAAGAAAAUUUAGAUUAUAUCAUUUCCCUGCUCAAAUCUAUCCAUCAUCUUCCUAUAUUUAGAAUAAAAUCCCAAGAUCUUGCCAUGCUCUCACCCCUGCCUAACUCUUCAAUUUCACUUACUAUCACACUUUCUCUUGUCCAUUUUGCUUCACCCACACAAGGCUUUUGGUCAUGCCAUACACACACACACACACACACACACAAACACAGGCUCUCACUCCAGGGCUUUUACCCAUAUAUAUAUAUAUAGGUUCUUACCCCAGGGCGCUUGUACUUGCUUUUGCCUCAAAUACGAAUACGGCUCACUCUCUUACUUUAUUUGGGUCUCUGCUCAAAUAUCAUAUUUUUUGAGAGGCCCUCCCUGACCACCUCAUCUAAAUAGUAUCCCUUAUCAAGCCUUAUCCUUUUAACCUACUUUGUUUUGUUUCUUAACGCUUUCCACUACCUUAUUCCCCCAUUAGAAUAUAGACUAAAUAAAGGCAAGAAGAUUGCCUGAAUUCAUCACAACUGUGUGUGCCAAGAACAGUCCUUGAGUAACUGAAGUGCUCAGUCAAUAUUUGUGACGUGAACCGGUGAGUGUGAAUGCUCAGAGCUCAAUGUCCAAUUUCUGGUUCAGAUAUCCAGGGAUGUUCUGAGUUGGAAUUUUUAAUAAAAAAUAACUAAAUUCUGUCUUAAGUCAUUGCAGGGCUCCACUCAUUACCCACAGACUGCACAAAUUUCAGAGAUUUGGCUUCCUAUGAGAGUAUCACUACAGAGAGACUCCAGUAUCCAUUGUGAUGUCAUUUGCUGAUUAGAGAUUUCGGUGCCAGAAAUAUGAGCCUCGAGCCCAGCCUCUGAGCUUACUCACUCUCAGAGGAAACUGUAUCAAAAUAAACGUCAUGUAAUGCAGAAAAGAAACAUCAUGUUGUUUUUGGUUUUUGGUUUGUUUGUUUUGUUUUGUUUUUUGGCCUCAGAAACUUUUAUCUAUUCUUUUCAGGAUACCGAUACCGUAAGUCGUUGAUAAGGUCUCAGGGUGUCAUCACAUUUCUCCCUUUAUCCGGAGACUGACAUUUGUUUAAAACAUACCAAAAGAUAGCAGUCUACCAUUUAAUUAAAGGAACAAGAGUGCAGAUACACAUAUUUCCCC